Messenger RNA from Lachancea thermotolerans CBS 6340, 1905 nucleotides. RefSeq names its product Stb5p (gene STB5). Bases 1 to 1905 code for a protein of 634 amino acids. Gene Ontology annotation, molecular function: DNA-binding transcription factor activity, RNA polymerase II-specific; sequence-specific DNA binding; zinc ion binding. The transcript has a single exon. The record is from RefSeq and is a predicted model, not a curated record. Gene Ontology annotation, biological process: positive regulation of transcription by RNA polymerase II; DNA-templated transcription. NCBI's taxonomy places the organism in Eukaryota, Fungi, Ascomycota, Saccharomycetes, Saccharomycetales, Saccharomycetaceae.
AUGGAGGAUGGGCUUAGCACAGAGAUUAACGAUAACGGGAAGCGCUAUGAGUCUUACUCUUGUUCACGGUGCCGGAAGCUGAAAAAGAGGUGCUCCAAAGAGUCGCCGGUAUGCGUUAGUUGCGCGAAAGCCGGAGAGACCUGCACAUAUCCCGGAAGAGCACCGCGAAGAACCAAAAGAGAACUGGAAAUGGUACGGCGGAAAACCUCUACGUCUCUGCAGCCCGGAAACAAGCGUAGCCGCAGCUCAGAGUCUGCAAGCCGUUACGAAACCGCGGACGAGGAAUACGACAGUAACGACCCAGGCCGUACUUACGGGCUUGCUGAAAGUGACGCCGAAAGAGAGAGCGUAAACUCCUCAGAACCAGCAUCAAUCCUCAGCAUGCUAACCGGUAUCAACGACGCUAGUCCACCACCGCAGGUCCACGCCCAGGGCGUUUUGGAACACGAGCUGCACAAGCCGGACUCGAUCCCGAUCAAGGCCUCUUCGAUCCAGAUAGAGACCGUCACUGCAGUCUUUAAGGGCGGCAGGACCACGCCGAUGGUGGAACCUAAUGGCAGCUUCAAGCAUAUCGAGCGCCCACUCUACGACCGCUUCAUAGCGGCCUAUUUCAAACAUAAUCACAGAUCGUACCCUCUUCUCAACAAAAUCGAGUUUUUAAACAAGGUUUCCACCAUCAGAGAUUUCAAGGAAAUGGACGAGAAGUAUGACAGUACUUUCAUUUUCGAGCUUUAUAUGGUGAUGGCCAUUGGAUGCACCACCUUACAACGAGCAGGCAUUUUGAGCAAGAACGAAGAGCACUUGAGUGAACAUUUUGCCUACAUUGCGAUGAAGAAGUUUUGCACUGUGAUGCACCAGCAGAAUGUGAAUACAAUAACUUGCCUCCUUUUACUGGGAAUUUACUCUUUCUUCGAACCCCAAGGUGUGUCUUCAUGGACUAUCAGCGGGGUGAUAAUGAGACUAACUAUAGGAUUGGGGCUGCAUAGGGCGCUAACUGCACGAAAAAUGAAGAGUAUGACGGUAGUUGAAGUCGAAAUGCGGUACAGGGCUUUCUGGAGCUUCUAUAGCUUCGAGAGGCUAGUCUCGACCUCCUUGGGCAGAAUUUCAGCAAUAGACGAUGACGACAUCAGUGUUCCGCUGCCGCGCGCCCUGUACGCUGAGGAAGCCGAAGACAUCGAAGUUACAAUAAUGAUGAUCUCGCUUCGAAAGAUGGGUGGCACGAUAUACAAAAAGGUCCACAGCGUGGGGGCUGGCAAACAGAAGCUUUCCUCAGAUGAAAAGCAAUGUAUCAUAGAUGACUUAAGACACCAGCUGGAUACCCUCUACGAGCGGGAACGAGAAAAAAUUAGGGUUGCCAAUUCCGCUUCCUUUCCGAGUAAAGCCAGCUCGUGUAUAUCAUUCCACACUUCGGACAUUUGGUUAGCCAUGCGGUAUGCUCAACUGCAAAUCAUGCUGUACCGACCUUCUGCAUUAAUUCCAAAGCCUCCCAUGGAGUCGUUAUCGAUACUGGGCGACUUCUGUCUCCAGGCGCUGAAACACACUUACACAUUAUACAAGAAAAAGCUUCAGCCUCUAAACUGGAUCACUCUUUUUAGAACCCUUACUAUUUGCAACACCAUGCUUUAUUGUCUGUGUCAAUGGAGCAUUGACCUCAUCGAAAGCAAGAUUGAGAUUCAGCAGUGUGUGGAAAUAUUGCAGCAUUUUGGUGAAAAAUGGGUUUUCGCGGCUAAGUGUGCAGAUGUGUUUCAAACCAUCAGCACUGCUAUCCUUGACAUCAGUUUAAGCAACGGGCAAGUUCCGAACAUGGACAAGCUCACAAGGGAGCUCUUUGGAGCCAGUAACGAGUAUCAGGAUAUUUUGGAUGACAACAACGUCGAUAUAUCAUGGGUUGAUAGACUUGUAUAA